Zymoseptoria tritici IPO323 is the source of this 1026-nucleotide messenger RNA. RefSeq lists its product as uncharacterized. The transcript is spliced from 4 exons. The record is from RefSeq and is a predicted model, not a curated record. The coding region runs from base 1 to 1026 and encodes 341 amino acids. NCBI's taxonomy places the organism in Eukaryota, Fungi, Ascomycota, Dothideomycetes, Mycosphaerellales, Mycosphaerellaceae.
AUGAUGGCCUCGAUCGUGCCCCCACACGAAAUCGGACGCCUGGAGCCGGUCGAAUACGAUUCGUACCCGAGCAGCGACAACUCUCCUCCAGCAGCAGCAGCAAAGAGGAUGUCCAAGGCCCCGCCGUCCACAAUGCAGCAGAGCCCGAGGAAGGACGCCACCCGCCGGACAGCGACCGACAUCUUCGAGGAUGCCCAGAAGAAGAGCGCCGCCGAGACAGAGAAUGUCCCACCACGAUCGAUCUCCCCUGAGAUGCAGAAGAGCUUGAAGAAGAAGGCAGCGAUCAAGUAUACCGGCGCUGAACUCAACUCCAUUGGCAAGCAAUGCUCCGCCCGCCUCCCGCCUACCAGCGCUGUCCAAGCCAUGUUCCUAUACGAACUUCAGCGCAAGGCCGACGACGAGAAGUUCUUUCACAGUCGCAUGUUCCAGCUCCGCCGGGAAGAGGAAGCCGCCGCUCUCGAGCGUACGAAAUCUAUACAGACCAUCCAAGCCCUCGAGGCUCGCAUCAAACAGCUCGAGAAGACCAGCCUGAGUCGUGACAACGAAGCAGAGCAGCGCCGGGCGAAAUCCAAGUCGCGACUCCGUUCCCACCAAGAUGCUCUCGACAAGCACAUGACCAGCAUCAACGACCUCUGCGAGAAGCUCACGACCCUCAAUACCGAUAUGCAAGCUCUCCAGACCGCUGUCGCGACUCAAGCCGCCGAAGCUAUCCCCUCAUCCGUCAUCACCGAGCACGCCGCCGCAAUCGCCGAAGUCCACACCACCGCGCUCAACCUCUUCGAAGACCGCGACGGCAUGAUCACCUUGAUGACCGACACCCGCGCCCGCGUCACCAAGCUGGAAGACAACGUCCGGGCGCUGACGCUGCAGAACGCUGCCGUCAAGUCGCCGGGCUCCAUGGCUCCGCAUCGCUUGUCAAUGGCCACGUCCUACGGUGAGAAGUUCGAUCUGGCCGUUCCGAAGGGCAAGGCUCAUGUCUCGCUCAAAUCGGAGGGUUCUGCUCGCAAGGCUAACUCUGCCGCAUAG